AUGACAAUUGAGUCAAAGAAUAUAAUAAUCAUUGGAGCAUCUUAUGCAGGUAUUCUAGCGUUGAAGAGUAUAUUAAAUAAAACUAAUCAAUACGAGCAAAUCAAAUUGAAUAUCAUUGUGAUAACACCCAACGAUAAAGCUUUUUAUAAUGUAGCCACACCAAGAUUAUUAAUCGAGUAUGAAAAAAUUGAUAACGUUUUAUUCUCAAUCAAAGAAACUGUGGAUAAUAUAGCAGCCAAGUAUUCAAAUCAUUCUGUUAAUUUCAUUCAAGGUACCGUGAAGCUGGUUGAUUUAGAAAACCAUGAAGUUGUCAUUCAAAGUAAAUAUAAAUAUGAUAAUUUAAUAAUUGCUUCAGGCUCUAGAUCUAUAAUGCCAUGUUGGAAAUUAGAUAAUGAAAAAGAUCAAUCUUUAACCAUUAAUUCAAUAAAGCAUUUGUCACAGCAGAUUAAAAAUUCGAAAUCAAUUGCUAUAAUUGGAGGAGGAACUACAGGAGUUGAAACGUCAGGUGAACUUGCUUCUAAUUACAGUGAUAAGAAAAUAACAUUAUAUUCUGGAUCUAAAAUUGUAUUACAAAGUAUUCCAUGUCUUUCAUCAAAAGCAGAAGAUCAAUUGAAAAAAUUGGGAGUCGAGAUAAUUAAUAAUAAGCAAGUUGAAGUGGACGGUAAUAAAGUAAAAUAUGAUGACAUUGUCCAGGAGUAUGAUUUGGUAAUCCAAGCACAGAAAUUGAUACCAAAUUCUGAAUUCUUGCCUAAUCAGGUAUUAGAAAAUGGAUAUGUUAAAACUGAUGAAUUUUUCAGAUUACAUUCAUUUCCAGAAGUUAUUUGUUUAGGUGAUAUACUUUCAAUUGGGUCACAUUCUUUAGUUGAUUUAUUAUACAAUCAAAAAAAUGUAUUUGAUAAAGUUAUUAGUUACGAAAUAUUUAAAGAUGAAUCAAUUUUAUUUCAAGGUUAUAAACAAUCAACAAGAGCAACAAUGGUAGUACCAAUUGGUAAGAAUGGAGGAGUUGGAGUUGUAUUUGGUAUACCAAUACCCAGUUUCUUAGUAUAUUGGAUAAAAUCUAGAGAUUAUAUGAUAUCAAAAGCUAGAGAUAAUUUAACAUAG
Insectozyma verbasci is the source of this 1101-nucleotide messenger RNA. NCBI's taxonomy places the organism in Eukaryota, Fungi, Ascomycota, Pichiomycetes, Serinales, Debaryomycetaceae. The record is from the annotation of a GenBank genome assembly.